Closterium sp. Yama58-4 is the source of this 231-nucleotide messenger RNA. Lineage: Eukaryota; Viridiplantae; Streptophyta; Zygnematophyceae; Desmidiales; Closteriaceae. The record is from the annotation of a GenBank genome assembly.
AUGACGGUCGCGCCCUUUAGCAAGGUCGGCCCGCCGAUCCUCUCGGCUCUCGCGCUGUCCUACGGCCUCUGGCUUGCCGCUCGCGCGCAGCCGUUCGGCGGAGAGACCCCGCGGACCAUGACGCGGGAGUGGAUCCAAGCCAGCGACAAGCUUCUUGACGCGUGGCCACGGGAGGCUGGUCCUCCGGUCGUCAUGAAUCCCAUCUCCAGGCAGAAUGCUCUCAAGAACUGA